AAGCAGAAGCAUCGUUCAACAAACAGCCCCAAUUCAAAAGCUCCCAAAUCGAUUCCGAUUUCGAUUUGCUGCACUUUUACUUCACCAGUUAUGUAUUGUUAACUGGUUAUGUUAGCGUCAACAUGAUAGAAGAUAUUUUAGCAGAUUUCUUUUAGAUGAUGGAUCAAUUUUUGUUUGAUUUGUUGCAGCCUCCAAAAAUUAGAUUUUUCAUCAACAGUGUUACUGCAGUUCCACUUGAGGAGAUACAAGAACCUUUAAAACCCUUCACGUGGGAGUUUGAUAAGGGAGACUUUCAUCACUGGGUUGAUCUUUUUAACCAUUUUGGUUCCUUCUUUGAGAAGUAUGUUAAACCAAGGAAGGAUUUACAAAUUGAUGACAAUUUUCUGGACUCAGAUCCUCCUUUCCCAACAGAAGCCGUUCUCCAAAUUCUGCGUGUCAUUAGAAUAGUUUUGGAUAAUUGCUCAAAUAAGCAUUUCUACAGUUCAUAUGAGGACGAAAAACAAACACGAACAGAGGACGAAAACCGGAACACGAAGACGGUGACCAACAAUGAAGAAGAAGACGGUGACCAACAAUGAAGACGAAAUCGAAAUCGGAACACGAAGACGCUGACCAACAAUGAAGACGAAAUCGAAAUCGGAAUCGGAAUCUGUUUAAGAUGAAGAAAUCGAAAUCGGAAUCGAUUUGGGAGCUUUUGAAUUGGGGCUGUUUGUUGAACGAUGCUUCUGCUUCAAUUUAGGGUUCAUUUUCUUUUAA
This is a messenger RNA of Cicer arietinum (chickpea), 756 nucleotides long. RefSeq names its product E3 ubiquitin-protein ligase UPL1-like. The record is from RefSeq and is a predicted model, not a curated record. NCBI's taxonomy places the organism in Eukaryota, Viridiplantae, Streptophyta, Magnoliopsida, Fabales, Fabaceae.